Molecule: messenger RNA, 656 nt
Organism: Planococcus citri (citrus mealybug)
Lineage: Eukaryota; Metazoa; Arthropoda; Insecta; Hemiptera; Pseudococcidae
Exons: 4
Coding region: 188-511 (107 amino acids)
Source: RefSeq, a predicted model, not a curated record
ACCGAUUACCCACCUACUAACAGUAUUGAUAAAAUUUCUGUUCGAAAAGUCGAUUCUGCAACACAGUUCAUAUUUCUCAGUGAUUUGCUCUGCCUGUAACGUAGUGAAAAUCAUUUUGCACCUAUAUAUUGUUAUUCUGUAAACCAAAAUCACUUGCAAUUGUGGAAAUCACAUUGGUAUAGUCAUAAUGAAAAAUUCAGUGAUUUUCAUAUUCGCCUUAAGUUUAACCUUCUCUUCAGGUUUAAAAUUUCCGUAUAGAAACAACUCGCUUUUGACGAUUGAUGCAGAAUCUGAUCUUAGGAAUUUUACCAUACCAUGUUCUGACGUGGAUGAAAUAGAAUGGGCAGUCAACUCCACUCCAGAAGCCAAAAAUUCAGUCCAGGUAAUAUCACCAAAUGAGAAAAAUCUCGUAAUAGAAGAUGUCACAGAAUAUGAUACUGGUGUUUACAAAUGUAUCUCUAAAAAAAACCCAAAUGUGUUUAUGAAGGUGGUUCUCCGCUUUUGGCAGUGAUGAUAAUGAUCAUUGAUCAUUCAACCAACAUCAAUAUCUACUAAUGUUACUACCUACUAUGAAGUUGAUGAUAGUUGACUAUAACCGGAAAAUUCUCAUUAUAUUCGUAUAUUGAAAUUCAAAAUAAUUAUGAAUUCUUAAAAUA